AUGGUUGAAUUCAAGGUUAUCAAGGGAUCAUCGACUGGCAUCCUUGUGGACGCAGUGUCUUCUCGUGAGAUCAAGUCUGAUGAGGUGCUGAUUAAUGUAACGCACAGUGGCGUUUGCUUCACAGACCAUCACUAUCGACAAGCGGACAUGGCGCUGGGCCAUGAAGGUUCAGGAGUGGUAAACCAGAUUGGCUCCGACGUAACACGAUUCAAAGUUGGUGAUCGUGUUGGAUGGGGGUACCAGCAUAACAGCUGUGGGCACUGCAAACAGUGUCUUACGGGCCGAGAGACAUUCUGCGCUGAGCGUGAAAUGUUUGGCCUCGCCAACUUCGAUCAAGGAUCCUUCGCAAGCGCCGCGGUAUGGAAGGAAGAUUUCAUUUACAAGAUUCCGGACAAUAUUUCGUCCAGUCAUGCUGGCCCACUGAUGUGCGGCGGAUCUACAGUCUUCAAUGCCUUGAAACUCAACGGUGUGCGCAGCACUGAUCGAGUAGGAGUCAUUGGAGUUGGCGGUUUGGGCCACUUGGCGAUUCAAUUUGCCUCCCAAAUGGGCUGUGAGGUUGCAGUGUUCUCUUCGACAGAGCAAAAGCGAGCUGAAGCCCUCGCGUUCGGAGCAAAUGAGUUUUAUCCCACAAAGGGUGUCGAAAAGCUUGAAAUCCGCGCUCCAAUUGACCACUUGUUGGUAACAUCCAACGCUCAGCCGGAUUGGAGCCUGUACUUGCCAAUAAUGGCUCCAGAGGGGACAAUCUACCCCAUCACAGUGUCUUUUGAAAAGCUUGCAGUGCCAGCAAUGGAUCUUAUUAUGGGUGGUUUGAGGAUUCAAGGGGGCAUGAUUGCUCCCCGACAAAUUCAUCGUGAGAUGUUGGAGUUUGCAUCUCGGCAUAACAUUAUCCCUGUAGUGGAAGAAUUUCCAUUGACAGUGGCCGGUGCUACAGAAGCACUUCAAAGGCUUCUUGAUGGAAAGAUGCGAUACCGUGGAGUUUUGGUCGCACAAAAAUAGUGAUCAAGCU
Trichoderma atroviride IMI 206040 is the source of this 1006-nucleotide messenger RNA. NCBI's taxonomy places the organism in Eukaryota, Fungi, Ascomycota, Sordariomycetes, Hypocreales, Hypocreaceae. The record is from RefSeq and is a predicted model, not a curated record.